AUGAAAUUGUAUCCUUUGUCAGCCUUUGUGAUCGACGAACCAAAAUUCAAAAAACUUUACUUGGAAUAUGUUAAUUUGUCUGACAAACCGAUUAAGUACUUAGAGUGGCUUAUUAAAAAUAACUUCGGAAUAUUACAAGAUACUCAUUUCUCAAUAAUGCAGAGGGCAUUACAUGAGCUUAAACGUCCAGGUAACAAAAAUAAAUUUAUCAAUAUUGUACGCCGAGGAGAUAUAUUGCUAACUAACGGGGACAAUAGCAUGGGUUUAAUAGGACUUGCAGCUAUAAUGGUGACUGAUAACUUCGUGCUAGAAAUGCCUGGGCAUGAAAAAAAUAAAACAAAAAUGCUAUACAGAGGCAUUAGUAACAAUAGACGAAUUAUGAAACAAAUUUGGUUUGAUAAAUAUAGGCAUCAUUGGAUUAAUAUUUAUCGUUAUCCUGAUUCAGCUGUUGCUGAUGCUGCUGCCAGGUGGGCUUACCGUAACUAUUAUAACCCUACAGGCGGAUCUGUCAAAACUAUCCAUACUAAACAUGUAACAUACAAAAUUUCAACUAACUUCACUUCAACUAACUAUAGUUACUGUUCUAAAUUAGUUCUGCAAGCGUACCAUUAUGGAAAUCCGGAAAAAAAUGUCAUAGAUACACGCACGUUGAUACCAUUAUUCCCUUUUGAUAUUCUUGUCGCUAUAGUUCCAAAUAAAAUUCCUUCUUAUUUCACGAAUAAAUAUGCCUUACAAAGAAUUUACGCAGGUAAGCAUUGAAGUAAGUCGUAUAUAUCUUCAGUUCUUUUAGUGGUUAACGGUUUUGGUGACUCAAUCACCUCAUAUUUAGUGUGGGGACAAUUUUAUUUGAUUUUCAAAGAUAUAAUUGAUCUAUUGUAAAUGUGCACUUUUUUAAAUAAACGACGUUUUUUUGUGUUUGAUACUUACAUACAUUUUAAUUGUUCCAUCC
This is a messenger RNA of Hyposmocoma kahamanoa, 949 nucleotides long. RefSeq lists its product as uncharacterized. The record is from RefSeq and is a predicted model, not a curated record. NCBI's taxonomy places the organism in Eukaryota, Metazoa, Arthropoda, Insecta, Lepidoptera, Cosmopterigidae. Bases 1 to 759 code for a protein of 252 amino acids. The transcript is spliced from 3 exons.